Messenger RNA from Naegleria gruberi, 603 nucleotides. RefSeq lists its product as uncharacterized. Lineage: Eukaryota; Heterolobosea; Eutetramitea; Acrasida; Naegleriidae. The transcript has a single exon. Bases 1 to 603 code for a protein of 200 amino acids. The record is from RefSeq and is a predicted model, not a curated record.
AUGGUUUUUGAAAAAUCACAAUACUAUUCCACUCUUGUUUGCUCUCCAGCUCCAACGAACAAACUCUCAUUUUCGCAAUUUGUAAAAGAUUUUAGUAGAUAUACUUGGUCAGCCAUUUGCACCGGAUUUGGACCAUUUGCUGGUACUUUAUUUGGUGGUUGGUUCAUCACUAGACAACAAUCAGAGUUUGAAUUGAAUAGAAAAAUGGCCCAAGAAGCCUCUCAUUUGGAAGGACAAAUUAUAAAGAAACACACAGCUUAUAGUAAAUGCAUGGGUGAGAUUAAGGCCUUUGAAUUGAAGGUUGGUCACUUGGAUUAUGCAGAAGUAUUUUCGAAAAAGAUGAAGGAGAGUCCAAGAGAUCUAGAAAUUACAAGAAUUAAUGAGUGCAGAGGAUUGACAAUAGAUUGGUGGGAGAUGGUUCAAACUUUCCACACAAGGUAUGGCAUAGAGCCUGAAUUGAAAAGAGAAAGAUAUAACGAACGAUUUCAACAUUUCAAAACACUUGUCGGUCCUCUUGAUAGGUUAUUGGAAGGCAGAAACGAUUUAUUGAACACAAUUUAUCACUUUGAUCCCUCAAAGCCAAGAAGUGAGCCUCCAAAAUAA